AUGUAUAUUACCCACUCCGAGUGGAGUAAUGAGUUCUCGGAAGGAGGCAUGACCUUUGGAGGAGCAGGAGGACGCAGAAAUACCCAGAUCUUCCGUCGAUUGCCCUUCGACUGCUGUGCACUCUCGUUACAGCCAUUUCAGCAUCCAGUCUGCACCGAGGAUGGCAUCGUCUUUGACCUCGUAAACAUCGUGCCGUAUCUGAAAAAGUACGGUGCGAAUCCUGUGACAGGCGAGAAAUUGGACCCAAAAUCCCUGAUCAAGUUGAAUUUUUUCAAGAAUGCCAAUGAUGAAUACCAUUGCCCGAUCACUCUGAGGGUCUUCAAUGAAAACACACAUAUUGUUGCGAUCAAGCCUUCAGGAAAUGUAUUUGCAUACGAGGCGGUGGAACGGCUCAACAUCAAGGCCAAGUUCUGGAAGGACCUCAUGACAGACGAACCAUUCACACGCAAAGAAAUUAUCACCAUCCAGGACCCCCACAACCUGAAGAACAAGAAUUUAAGUGAAUUUCACUAUGUCAAGAAUGAACUCUCUGCAGUUGAUGAAGCUGCUGAAAGGAAAAAGCGCGACCCUCUCAACAAUAUUAACAAGCAAGGAUCAACGGGCAAGAUUCUGUCGCAGAUGAACAUGGAGAAGAUUGAAAAGGCAGCGGUCGAGAAGAAACAGAAGGAGGUUGUGGCUAUGGCCCAAGGGAGGACCACCAACAAGGCCAUGGAAGCCAUGUCCAACAAGCCGGGACUCGCAUAUAACGCAGCGGCGUAUACAACAGGAAAGACCAGUGCAUCCCUGACCUCGACAGCCGUCAGUGUGACCACGACAGACGACCGCGCUUUGAUGAGCCAUGAAGAGUACAUGUUCCCGUUGAUCAAGGCCAAGGGAUAUGCAAGCAUCAACACUAAUUUUGGCAAAAUCAACAUCGAGCUGUUUUGCGACCAGACACCGCGGACAUGCUACAAUUUCAUUAUGCUUGCAAAGACUGGAUACUACAAGGAUGUCAAAUUCCAUCGCAAGAUCAAGAACUUUAUGCUGCAGGGAGGCGAUCCUACAGGAACUGGACGCGGUGGUGAAUCAUACUGGAAAGAGAAUUUUAAGGACGAGAUCAAGUCCAAGCUGUCUCAUAAUGCACGGGGGAUCCUUAGUAUGGCCAACAAAGGACCCGGAACAAAUUCCUCGCAGUUCUUCAUUACUUUUAAGCCCUGCACGCAUCUGGAUGGCAAGCAUACAGUAUUUGGAAAGGUUGUCGGAGGCAUGGAUGUGCUGGACAAACUGGAGUUGGUCCCCACGGACGAGGACACAGAUAUUCCGAUUUCACCACCAGGAAUUGUCAUGCAGGACGUAACUGUUUUUGUGGAUCCCUAUCAGACGUUCACAGAACGACUGGAGAGGAAACGCAAGUACGAGGAAGAAGCAAGGACGACGGUCAAGAAGGAGAACCCCUUGGAUCACUCUACCUGGUUUGGUCCAACGAUCAAGAGGGAUGUCGAGGGAGGUGGCACUGUUGGUGGUGGUGUUGGCAAAUACUUGGCGGCUGCAACUGCGAAGAAGAGUGCAGGAGAGACUGAAAAGGUGGAGGAUUUGAAUGACAUCCCUUCAGUGCCAAAGAAAAAGAAGACGGUCGCAAAAGGGUUCGGAGACUUCAGUUCAUGGUAG
Gamsiella multidivaricata is the source of this 1647-nucleotide messenger RNA. Its product is annotated as cyclophilin-like domain-containing protein. Gene Ontology annotation, biological process: protein peptidyl-prolyl isomerization; protein polyubiquitination. NCBI's taxonomy places the organism in Eukaryota, Fungi, Mortierellomycota, Mortierellomycetes, Mortierellales, Mortierellaceae. The transcript is spliced from 7 exons. The record is from RefSeq and is a predicted model, not a curated record. Gene Ontology annotation, cellular component: catalytic step 2 spliceosome. Gene Ontology annotation, molecular function: ubiquitin-ubiquitin ligase activity; peptidyl-prolyl cis-trans isomerase activity. The coding region runs from base 1 to 1647 and encodes 548 amino acids.